GGGAUCCGCGCGUCCGGGGCGGAGCCAGGAGUUCCCGGGUAGGGCAGGUCACUGCGUGCCCUUGGGCGGAGAGGGCAGGCGACUCCGGCCGAAGAGGAGGACGCAGAAUGAGGGUCCAGCGGGUCUCCCAGGCACUGUUUCGUGCCUUCAGCUCGACCUCCCGCACCCACAUGGCGAACAGAGUGGCGGAGAAACAGAAGCUCUUCCAGGCGGACAAUGACCUUCCAGUGCACUUGAAGGGCGGGGGAGCCGACAACAUCUUGUACCGGCUGACGAUGGCUCUGGUUACUGGGGGUGAGUAUCGGGCGGGAAUGAAAGGGGAGCGAAACUGGAGCUGUUCCAGGCUCAGUUUUAGGGAGACCACUGAGUGACAGAGAACUAAGUGG
This is a messenger RNA of Condylura cristata (star-nosed mole), 386 nucleotides long. Its product is annotated as cytochrome c oxidase subunit 7A1, mitochondrial. NCBI's taxonomy places the organism in Eukaryota, Metazoa, Chordata, Mammalia, Eulipotyphla, Talpidae. The record is from RefSeq and is a predicted model, not a curated record. Gene Ontology annotation, biological process: mitochondrial electron transport, cytochrome c to oxygen; regulation of oxidative phosphorylation; mitochondrial respirasome assembly. The coding region runs from base 108 to 371 and encodes 87 amino acids. The transcript has 3 exons.